AUGCACGAUGGGAUAGGAUAUCAAGAAUAAAGUCGGAAGGUCAUAAGAAAUUUUCUCUCUCCAUUUAACCAUAAAUAACUACUAGAAUACCCUUUAUAUUGCCAUACAAAACAGCCAGUAUGUCAGUACAAACAUCAGGACCUCAAGUUCCACAGCCAAAGUCGUGGGAACUUAGUCUAUAUGAGCUUCAUCGCACUCCUCAAGACUCAAUAACAGAUGACACAGAGAUAUCUAUAUCACCACGUAGCCUUCACAGUGAACUAAUGUGUCCAAUCUGUCUGGACAUGCUGAAGAAUACCAUGACGACAAAGGAGUGUCUUCACAGAUUUUGCCAAGAAUGUAUCAUUACUGCACUGAGAAGUGGAAACAAAGAAUGUCCAACAUGUAGAAAAAAAUUGGUGUCAAAAAGGUCACUGCGACCAGAUCCAAACUUUGAUGCCCUGAUCGCAAAGAUUUACCCAGACAGAGAAGAAUAUGAAGCUCACCAAGAAAAAGUCCUACAGAGACUAAACAAGCAUCAUAACCAGCAAGCCUUGACCACAAGUAUUGAAGAAGGACUAAAGUUACAAGCAUUAAACAGAGCUCAAAGAGUGAGAAAGCGAUCAUCAGAAGACCAGUCUCAACCCCAACCACAGACCACUUCAGGUGAAGCAGGCAGCACAGACACUUCCACACCCACAAACCGUAAAAAAAUGAAGACUACAUCUGAUGAAUCUGAUGCAAGUGAGAACACAGUAGAUUCCACUGGCGAAGCAAACAUGGAAGCUGGUGAUAACGUCAGUGAGAUAGAGCUGGUGUUCAAACCACACCCAAAAGAUCAUGAUCCUGAGACAGUGGCCCAACAGACACGUUACAUCAAGACAACAGCAAAUGCUUCAGUUGACCAUUUAGCAAAGUAUCUGGCAAUGAGACUAGCACUAGAAUCAAAAACAAAUGAAGUAGGCACCAGCAAUGGCCAAGAACCGCUAACUGAAAAUACAAACUUUACCAUCUAUAUUGCUAGCACACCAGGGCAGUAUACUCAAUUAGCUGGAUCCAUGAGCUUGGAGCAUGUGAAUGAAAAGUACUGGAAGGUAAACAAGCCUUUGGAGAUGUACUACGCUGUUGCUGCUAAACAGAGCUAAUCAAACCAUGGCUACUUUGAAAUAUAAAUGUAUGACCAAGUGCAGCAAAUAUAAACAAGAACACUAUCUUCAAUAGAAUGGCCAAGCUGGGCCAAAUACUUCACGCCACAGGGACUGCAGAGUAUAGUUUUGCCUGAGGGAGCUACGUGUAAUUGUAAUGAUUGGGAGGGGGAGGGGCUAAAAUGAUGUAAUGCUAUGUCUUGACAUGCAUGCAUACAUGUAUAUGUAUGAUUCUGAAAUAUUGGCCAGGGAGGGGCACAAGCCUCCACAUGCCUUCCUUCUUUCUCGUUAAGAAUGCUUGAAAUGGAUUAGUAUAGAAUAUCUUUAGACCCAUUGCGGCACAUUGGAAUGCAGCUCAACUUGGAAGACAUAACAAUUCUUCAUUUGCACAUGAUGUCAUAGUCGCCAUGUUGGAUGAAUUCGACAAAAGCAUUGUCAGUAAAUUCUUUUGUUUUAUCAUGCAGCAUGGCUGCCGUGUGUUUUGUUAUUUCACUCCCUUAGGAAUUACUGAAAACAAGCAAUGGGUUUCCAAUUCUCAGGAGAUUGAAAUUCUUUUGUUUUGUCUUUCAAAUUGAGCUGCUACGACAUCACAUGCAAGGGGUCUAUGAGUAAUAGAGUAAAUGAAAAACAAAAAACAAAUACAAAAGAAUAAAUGGAUGUAAUUGAAUUUUAAGUUGAACCAUUACUAGUAGUCUUCUAGUAGUGGGUUCAUGGAUUGUAUGAAGGGCCAUGUGGCCUACUCUGUGAUUCCUACAACAUAACAGAUAUGGGAGUCUAGGCAAUCACCCUCUCACCCUCUGUCUUUUUCUGUGAAUAAUGUCAAAAAACGAAUGCAAGGGAGACUAGUCUUUCUUUAGUUCUUCAGUCAGUUGGAGAUGGAAAAAUAAGUUGGGAUCCCUGUGUUAGGAUGACCUUGACAUGUGUCCAAGAUGGCGGACGAGGGUGACUUUGCAAACUCAAACAUUCAACCUUUAAAAAAAGAAAAUUUACUGCAUAAAUUAAGAAGAUAGCUUA
Molecule: messenger RNA, 2138 nt
Organism: Actinia tenebrosa (Australian red waratah sea anemone)
Lineage: Eukaryota; Metazoa; Cnidaria; Anthozoa; Actiniaria; Actiniidae
Product: E3 ubiquitin-protein ligase RING2
Cellular component (GO): ubiquitin ligase complex; PcG protein complex
Molecular function (GO): ubiquitin protein ligase activity; chromatin binding
Source: RefSeq, a predicted model, not a curated record